This is a messenger RNA of Strongyloides ratti, 1137 nucleotides long. RefSeq lists its product as hypothetical. The record is from RefSeq and is a predicted model, not a curated record. The coding region runs from base 1 to 1137 and encodes 378 amino acids. The transcript has 3 exons. Lineage: Eukaryota; Metazoa; Nematoda; Chromadorea; Rhabditida; Strongyloididae.
AUGGCAAAUACCAAAGAACAAGAUUUAUACGUUAUAAAAACAACUUUUAAUAUUGAAAUGUACAAAUUACCACAAAAAUGUAAUAGAAAUAUCUUAUCACUAUUACAAAGCACCACAACCAAACGUUUUAAUAGAGGAUUUGACAAGCUCAAGUCGUUUGAAUUGAAAUCUUGUAAAAACAGAAAAAAAAAUCCGUUUUUAAAAGAGAAGCACAAUAAAAUAAAAGAGAAAAUUCAUUUAGAAGAUAGAAGAAUUCAAAUGAUGAAAAAAAGAAAUAGAAUCUUAGACAAAAAUCAUCUAAUUUCUAAUGGAAAAAGUUAUCAUAUAUCAUUAGGGACUCAAGAAAUAAGAAAUAUCACUAUUUAUGAAUCAACUCCAAAAGCAAUGUAUUUACCUUUAAUUUAUGAUGAAAAUUCAAGAAACGGGAUAUCAAAGACGGUUAAAAACGAAAAAGAUAUCAUUAUGUGUAAUAAGAUGGAUUUAAAAUUAUAUUUUAAGAUGGAUUGUAGCAGAAGUGGAAAAGACACUAAAUUUGUAGAAAUUAAUUUUACUGUUGAAAUAGAUGGUUCAUCUUUUCGUCAUCCAACUUUACAUAGUUUAAAACAACCACAAAACACAUUAUUUUUGGAAAGAAAAUUUGAACGAACAAUGUUUUUGGAAAAAAAGAUUGGAGAAAUCGAAAACAAAAAUAAAGGAAUGGAGGACAGAGUUUAUGAAAUGCGUGUACGAGCGCGAAAUUUAGAAAAAAGAGUAAAGAUUUUAGAAAAAAGAAAUAAAAUGCUAGAAAAGAGAACAUUAAAAUUAAAGGAGAAUCGCCGUAUUGGUUCUGGAAAAAAAGUCAAAAUAACUAUUGAACGAGGAGAACCAAUAAACAUUGCCUUUUGUGGAUCACCAUCAAGUGAUUAUGAUUUUUCUGUUUCUCCAUAUACAUUUAAAAAUGAAAGAUUGUUAAGAUCAGAAAGUGUUGAUAUCUGUCAACCUGUCUUCAGAGAUGAUUCAAUGAUUGAUAAUCAACUUUAUAAAAACGUCAUGGUAUUUAAAAAUCAAAGUUUUGGUGUAGGAAAUAUUGUUGAAGGUAUUAGUGGAUUAACAAUACCAAGUAAACAAGAAGAAGAAUUAAUCACUAAUGAUAAGUAA